Prinia subflava (tawny-flanked prinia) is the source of this 3809-nucleotide messenger RNA. RefSeq lists its product as uncharacterized. The transcript is spliced from 6 exons. NCBI's taxonomy places the organism in Eukaryota, Metazoa, Chordata, Aves, Passeriformes, Cisticolidae. The record is from RefSeq and is a predicted model, not a curated record. Bases 383 to 1411 code for a protein of 342 amino acids.
CCCGCAUCCCCUCGGCUCCCAGCCCUGGCAAAGGCAGCGGGCCAGCCUGCUUAGCAUGCGGCUGUCACCGCUGGGAGCAAUCACUGCUGCCACGCAGCCAAGCCCGGCGGCCGCCAGCAUCCCGGUCCGGCGUCCCCACCAUCCUGGCUCGUCGUGUGAUUUCUCCUAAGGGACAACCGCUUAGCGAGACUGUGUCUCCAAGCUGAUCCUUUGCUGAUAAGCCAGCUACCAAGCCUCCACUGCUGAGACAAGAGAGUUUUUCUUUUCCCAGCAGGGCUGUUCUGCUGUGAAUGACAGAGAAAGGGAUAAAAGUGAGCUGCCUGGCACUCCUCGUGGGAGAGAGGCUUUGGGGGCUCCUUCCCCCCUGGUGUGCUGGCAGAACAUGGAGCUUUUCAGGCUGAGUCUGGGCUGCAUUUGCCUCCUUCCUUGGCUUGAAGUAGCAGAGGGACAAGGCUUCCUCAUAAGGAACACCCGGCUGGAAAAGUGCAUCCAUGCCUCUCACGAGACCAACAGCAUCAGACUGGCCAGCUGCAAGGAGCAGUCCCAGCAGCAGCGGUGGGGCUGGGACCCCGACACGGACACCAUCGUCAGCCUGCACACCAGGUGGUGCCUGUCAGCCCACAGGAUGCGCGAGUACGCUCUGGUCAAGCUGGAGCCCUGUGGAGACUGGGAACGCCAGGCAUGGUCCUGCAGCAAGAAGGGACAUUUGACUCUGCAGAGCUUGGGCUUCCACCUCGGCACCAAGGAGGAAGGCCACAAGGUCUUUGUCUCAAGGGAGAAGGACAAGUUCAGCAGGUGGAAGACGCUGGCAGAUGAAACCAUCUGUGCUGCAGCCCGGACAGCAGCUGAGAGGCCCAGCAAACCAACACAACAAGCUCUAGACACACGUGUGUGGACCUAUGAAACUAAAACCAUUGAUUUAUCAAAGAUUGAUGCUGUGGACAGAGAGUCUUCUGUGAGCUUGACUGAUCCCCCUCUGGCUAACAAAUUCAACAGCACAGUGUCUCCGGCAAAGACCAAACAGGCACAGCUCCCGGCAAAUGAGGAUCCAUCCCACAGCCACUCCAAGAAGCAUGGAAAUCGGGGGAAAAACACUGGGGCCAGGCUUGCAGGCACAAACUGGAAGACAGCCAUGCUGGUCCUCAGCCCCCUGGCAUUCAUACUAGGAUUAAUAAUACUGACACUCAAUCUUCAUUACAACAAGAAGAAGAAAAUCCUCUCUGCCCUGAAGAGCUCUCCAGCAAACAGCAGCAGAGUUGAUUUACGGGAGCCGAGCUCCUUACGAAGAGGCCCCCAGCCACACAUUCCACCAUCCCAGUCCCCUGGCCUGAGGCGGGGAGAGAUCCUCAUUGAGUGGAAAGAUGGGACUGUCACUCCGCUUUUUGAUAACAUCCAUUACCAAGUGGACUAGCUCCAAAAUGACAGAGCUUUUCUUCCAUUCCGUGUCACUGUUCCCACCAGGAAGAGUGCCACCUGAUCUCCUCCUUACCCUUGCUGUUUUGACAGGAAGCACUGUUUGGGGUUUUUUUCUAAACACUUGAGUACAAUCUCCUUGCACAGCACAAGACUGAAGCAAGCAGAGUAGAUUGUUUGGUUUGUAUAGGUACAUGCUUCUUAGCAAUUCCACAGCUGCUUUAACCAGUAACAAACCCCAGGUUUCCCCAGAUGAAGCUGGGACUUUUGCCAGCUGCAACUGCCCAUUGAACCAAAAUUAGAGUUACUGAGCAUAUGAAAAAGUGAAUCUUUGAAAAUAAGGAAGAAGGUAAAAAACAGAAGUCUUCAUGAUCCUCAAAUUCCUUUCAAGUUAAAACUAGCUGCCAAUAGAUACAGAAGGCCAUCAGUUACAUAGUCAGUGUGAGAAUGUAAUUAAUAAGGCCUGCCCUCUAUAAAAUCUCUUCCAGGUGUCUGCCAAAAUAUUUAUCCUCACUAAGUUGUCAAUUAAGUAACAGCAAGUCAUUUUUCUAACUUAAAAGGUAGCACUCCACUGUCCUCUGUGCAUCACUACAAGAGCUCUGCUGAGAGAGCAUGUCUCACAAAACGUUUCCACAUUUACAAUGUAUUAAACCUUAUUAUAACACACAUCUUCUUUUAUUAUAUAGACUGGCAAGUAAUGUCAGUCAUGCUUGUUGGGGAUAUUUCAUAUAGAGCCACUUUAUACCAGCUUCAGUCUCUGAUUUCCUAUAAUCAUAUGGAAUAGUCAAUGAAUAGAUGCAUUGCUCCAGAGUAGUAAUUACCAGAGCAGUAAUCCAGUUGUUUUUCUUUUAGACAGGAGCGUGACAUUGUUUUCAGCCUUUACACUUCUUGUUUGAGCAUAAUUACCUGUGACCGUCACACUCAAUCCUGAUCUUUUUCUCAGUGAAAUUUGCCAUGUCUUAGUGCUUUCCUAAUAUUUAUGAAUGUAUGCUUUCUUUCUCUCUGAUUUUGAGAUGAUGUAAUCAUGGCUAUAAGUCAAGAAUUAUGUGGAGAAAGAAACAAUAACACCAGGAAAUUACAAGUAUGAGCUGUGUCAGUGUAUUUGUUCAGUAGAGCAAGGGAAACCAUAUCCUCAUGUCUCUUACUUGAGCAAUGCCUUUCACUUGACCUAAAUUAAGCUGUUCUGCUGUUUCAGCGUAGCUUGCUCUUCUCUUGAGUUUGGUUUUAUAUAACGUACAGCAGAAGUAAGAUCUCUCCAAUGAAUUUAAAAUUUCUGGGGUUUGUUUUGGUUGCUUGGUUGUUUAAUUUUUCUUUUUAAAUGGUAAAAGGUUUACUGUCAUGAGAUAUUACUAUAACGAAAUCUUAACUCAUCUUAAAAAAAAUACAAGCCCUAUUGGUUUAGGGCGUAAAUAUCAUAGAGGUUGGAAAUUAAUAUCUUUGCCAGGCAGAUUAUUCCAUAAUUAUCUACUGGAGGGUUUCCCAGAUGCUCCUUGGGAAAAUACUAUUAGACAUCGGCAGAGGAAGAACUCUUUCUUCACCAGUGAGCAGCAAGAAUCAGAGUUAAACUCUGACUUUCCAACAUUUCUACUUUAAAUGAAAUCCAAAGUCUCUGAGAUCAAAAAAUGAGUAAGUAUAAUUUUACUCACAAAAUUUGUGGGAAUACAUUCUGUACAUAAAUCACUUAAAAUGCACACACAGUGCCUGAUCCACUAUAACAGCUACACCCCUUGGAAUUUUGUUCAAGGAGCACAUCACCGAGUGCACAGCACUGGUCACCCUCCAAAACCUUGACAGCCUUUGGGAACACUAUGUAAGCAGUGCCAUUAAAAGGGAAAUACUGACUUGGAGCCGAGCUAAUGUGUUUUCCAAAGCACCAAGUGCCUGUGUUCAUUACUUCUGAAUGGGCAGAACCGAUGACUUGCUGGUGACUCUCUAACUCCAGCUUAAUAUUCUAAUCUUGCUCAAAAACACGAAGGCAGCAACACUACUGUUUACACAGCACUGAUUAAAUGGUAGCUCAAACAAUAAUGAAAAAACAAGACUGAGGCUGAAUAGGCUUUUAACUCUUCCCUCCCACUCUCAUUGGUUGUUACACUCUCUGCCACCACCUGAAUGAAAGACUUCUGAGCAGUGUUCAUAGUCAAAACAAAGCCUGACUGUAACGUGGAGAAGCACUGAAGUUUCUUAUAUUCUUAUAUAUACAUACAUAUUUAUAUGUAAAAGCCUUAUAGUGCAUCCCUUUUUUUGAAAAUAUAAAUAUACACAAUUUUAAAUCACGCCACUGGAAGAUAACAGAGUGACAAGCAAGAGACUCCUGUCACAACAUUAUUAAUGUCUGCUGCCCUAGAAGAUGAAUGGCUUCAGCCACAGAAGCAUUGAUAUUAUGAAACAGACAA